GGCCCCGGGCGGGGCGGCGCUGACGCCAUCGCGGUGCGCGGCGGCGGCGGGGCCGGUGUCGGUGUGUGUGUGUGCCUGUCUGUCGGUCUCUGUGCCGGUCCCGGUCCUAGCCCAUGGCCGCGGCGGAGCCGGUGGCGGCGCGGAAGCGGCGGCCCAAGGGGCACUUCGCGGCAGCGAGGGCCAAGCGGCCCCGCGGCAGCGGGCGGCAGCUGGAGGCCGGCAUGCGCGGCAUCCUCAUCACCUGCAACAUGAACGAGCGCAAGUGCGUGGGGGAGGCCUACAGCCUGCUCGGCGAGUACGGGGACCUGCUCUACGGCCCCGAGCAGUUUUCAGAUCCUGAGGAGCGGCUCUCUGGAAGUGAGAAGGAAGAGGAUGAGGAUGACGUUGAGGCUGCCCUGAAGAAGGAGGUUGACCAGAUCCGCACCUCGACAGAGCAGAAGCUGCGGCGGUUCCAGUCGGUGGAAAGUGGUGCCAAUAAUGUGGUCUUCAUCAGGACCCGGGGCAUAGAACCUGAGAACCUGGUACACCAUAUAUUAAAGGACAUGUAUGCCACCAAAAAGAAGAAAACAAGAGUCAUUCUGCGCAUGCUGCCCAUUUCUGGAACUUGCAAGGCUUUUAUGGAAGAUAUGAAAAAAUACACGGAAACAUUUUUUGAGCCCUGGUUUAAAGCCCCUAAUAAGGGUACUUUUCAGAUUGUUUACAAAGCUCGUAAUAACAGUCAUAUGAGUAGGGAAGAAGUAAUUAAAGAAUUGGCAGGAAUUGUGGGCAGCCUCAAUCCAGAAAACAAAGUUGAUCUUAACAACCCACAGUAUACAAUUGUGGUGGAAAUAAUAAAGAAUGUCUGUUGCUUGAGUGUGGUGAGAGACUAUGUUCUAUUCAGAAAAUACAAUCUACAAGAGGUAGUGAAGAGCAACAAAGAAGAUGCACAACAAAACCCAUCAACCGUGACAGAAGAACAGAACUUGACGGUAGUAAAACCAGAAACCGAAGAGGAAAAGAGCUCAGAAGUAAAACAAGAGAAUAAGAGUGAAGGUGAAAUACAAGCUGAGUCCAAGGGGAAUGAUACGCUGACAGUGUAGAAAAUGUAGAAAGAUCAACACGAUGGAAACCUAUUAAAAAUGUUGCCCUAGAGUUCUGUCAGUGUGUUUUAAGGAGGAGAGUGGGUUUUGUUUUGAAAUCUUGGUUUUAAAAUCCAUAUGUGUAAGAAUUUUAAUGUUCACUGCAGGUGGAGCUGACUUUAUACUGCAGAUGUGAGAGUGCUUCACCACUGGUGAAGUUUGCUGUCAUUCUUCUACAGCUUGGUUCUGCAUUGCUUUUUGUUAGCACAGAAGGCAGGUGUAUUUGCAUACAUAGAUAAAUGCCACCAACCCAACACAUAUUGACCCUGUUUUGUUGUAUCUGAUGACUACAGAAAUGAAAGGCAGUGCAGAAUCAACUCUGUCAGGAAGUAUUGACAGAAGUGAGAAAAAAGAAGAGGGUUGCUUGCAGAGAGUUUCUAGGGAAGUGAUCUGACCAUUUGUGUGACUGCAGAACUCAUAUAUUUUUCUAUGUGAACAGCAGAAUGAGCUGAUCCUUUCCUGUAUGAGGGAAGGUUGUAAAUAUACAUCCCUCUACAAGGACAUGCAAAGUCUUGAAAGUGUAUUGGAAGAGCCGCUAUGAUCAAAAUACUUGAAUACUAUGAGAGAAUUUAGAAUAAUAGAUUUGACUGUUCUACAACAGUAGAAGUAUGGUGCAGGCAUUGCAGAUGGCUUUAGCAAGAGCUACAUGUGUGUUUACAUUAGCUGUGUAUACAGCAAUUACUGGCUUAUAGCAAAUGCUGUAUGUGGUCACUGAACAGAAUCCUUUCCAGUAUUUUCUUGCAAACAGACUUUUGCUGCUCUUUCCAAAGACAUAAUCUUUGGGGUGGGGGGGGGAGGGAAUACUGGGAGGGGGUUUUAGAAGUCUUUGUUCUUACUGUUUUCUUAAGUUUCAAAAAUUUGGAUUUAAAAACUGCUUGGAAAUUUUUAAUGAAAGAAGCUCUCCAUGAUACCAUAUUGGAUAAGGGGAAAUAAAUUUAAUUUUUGAUACAG
Messenger RNA from Anas platyrhynchos (mallard), 2069 nucleotides. It is a transcript of the gene THUMPD1, whose product is annotated as THUMP domain 1 NAT10 acetyltransferase adaptor. The record is from RefSeq and is a predicted model, not a curated record. Gene Ontology annotation, molecular function: RNA binding. Gene Ontology annotation, biological process: tRNA modification. Lineage: Eukaryota; Metazoa; Chordata; Aves; Anseriformes; Anatidae.